GUGGUGUGGGUCCUUGAUGAUACUACCUAGCUUUUUGAGGCAAUGUCUUCAAUACAUACCUUUGAUGGUGGGGAGGUCCGUACCCAAGGUGGUCCAGUGCCCACCAUAUUUUGUAAUCUUCUUUGUUCCUGGGCGUUCGAGUUACCAAAUUAAGCCUUGGUGUAACCAGACAAUAUGCUCGUACACCUGUAGAAGUUCAAGUAAGUAUUCAUCGACAUACUGAAUUUUCUAAGGAAGUAGGGGCGAUGAUGGACUGAUUGCAUCAAGGUGCUGGGUCCAGCUCAGAUCUUCAGAUUUAAGCACAUCCAGUAACUUCAAAUUGAUGACUCUCUCCACCACCAACCCAUUGAUGAAGACAUGUUUGUGGAUCAUUGGGCUUUCUCUUUUAAAGUGAACAAUCAGCCUUGGUUUUAGUGACAUUGACAGCAAUGGUGUUGCUCUGGCACCAUUCAAGCUGAUGACCAAUCCCCCUCCUAUACUCCGACUCAUCAUUACCCAUUAUUCAUCCAACAACAGUAGUGUAAUUGGUAAAUUUAAAGACGGAGUUGAAAUUUUCUGGCUACAUAGUCAUGGGUAUAGAGUGAGUAAAGCAGAGGACUGAGUACACAGCCUUGAGAUGCCCCUGUGAUGAUGGCUAUUGAGGAGAAGGAAUAAGCUGAAAGCACACAUCAAUAUCAAUGCAAAACUGAAAUGAUUUUAAAGUGAGUAAAUUACCUUCCUCUUGUUUUCCUUCUUUGCAGUCUAUAAUCCCCCUGUGAAAUCAUAAGGGUCACAGAUCUCAGCACAUGGUUCAAGAGCUGACAUCCUGCCACCCACCUCCAGCCCUUCAUGUAAUUGCUGGGGUUUGAUUUGAUCACAAAUGCUAAACUCUUUGGGGGUGAUUGGGUGAACUGAAACGCAGGCUGCGACUACUCUUCUGUAAGUUUGGAAUUUCCACAGUCAACUAUGAAUGCGGGGAAGUCCUAAGCUUGGAGUCAUCUAGGUGGGCGAAUGAUACGAGCUGUGGCAUCAACCAGAACAAUCCUUGCCAAUGGUUGUCUUUUUAGAGGACAAGUCUUCAAAAGGGCUAUGUUUCAGCAGUCAGCUAACUUUGCUGAUCUGGAGCAGAAGUACCAGCAGCUCUACACAAAAUCUCUCGCUGCCCAGGCCUUGGGAGACGAAGUUAGCAGAGUUUCAAAGAAGUGUGAAAGUGCACAAGAAAUCAUGGACAAACUUAAAGACCAUUCGCUGCUAAAACAAGUUGAAAAUCUGCAGGUGGAAAUUAGGAAAAUGAAGAUUUGGUCAACGUCCAUCACCGACAAAAGAAAUGAAUUGGAUGAAAAAUUAGUUUCUCUUUCUGAUACCAUUGAAAGGAUAGAAAAGAGUACGGCUCAAAUAUCAAAUGAUGUCACCACAAAACUUUCAAGUGUCAGAACGGAUAUUCGACGGAUAUCUGGUCUGGAUUCGGAUAUUAGUUUACUGAAGGAUUCCCUGCAUGAACUGGAAACUAAAGUAACUAGUGUAGAGAAGACAGCCAUCCACAACAUAGGGGACUUAAUUGCAACUAGUGUUGAUAGAGUCACACAACUGAAGAAUUUGGUAUCUAGAAACACAGACAAAAUUGUAAUUCUGCAGAAGAAGUUGACUGAAUUAAAGGCCGAAGAUGAUAAACUUUCGGACAGAAUUUUUAGUUUGGAAAAUAGUCGAGCUAAACUUCUGAAAGCAGUUAUGUUUGCUAAUGAUCUUAAACCUAAAAUUUUUAACCUAAAAAAGGAUUUCUCUCUCAUCGAGCCACAAAUGAAUGAUAUUAUUGGAAGGAUUGGUCGGAUUUCUUCUGAUUUGCAGAAAAGAAAUGUGGAAAUUGUCAACUUGAGAAAAGAAAUAACUAACUGCACUGUAAAUUCAAAUGAAAAUCAGGGGACAAAGGAUCAACAAAGUCAGGUUACUGCAAUGGAACAGUAAUUGUAUAUUUCCACAUCAGGAGGCUAAGUUAUAGAAUAAUCUGAAUUGUCAGUAAUUUAUAUUCUUGUCAAACCUUUUUGUUUUCUGUUAUUACUGAGAUCAGGUCAUGCUGAUAUCUGGCAAUUAUUUAGUUCAUUUACUACUAUGUUAAUGUACAAUGAUGAAACUCUCAGAGAGAACAUUGGAGUGACAUUCCUUCAACAAGCUACAGACAUUUGGAAUUUAUACAGAUACAUUUUGCUGAAUAAAUUAUGUUUCUUUAAAAUGUUUCACAUCUAUAUAACUGUAUCAUUUUUGUUAGAUUAUUAUCGUGUCGGUGUUUACUAAACAUUUUAUAUUGUUUAUUUUGAUAUUAGUUUUGGAAGUAACACAUUGUUAAAUAAUGAGAAUAAUCAGUAGCCACGUUAGGUCCACGAAUAGAAAAUUCCUGAGCUUCCUCUUUCUGCUAUUCUAUCAGAAAUGCUGUUGUUUCCUACAAAUGUGUUAACAUUACUACAUAACUGUAGUGAGAUGGAUUGGACAGAUUAGUUUGAUGUUUGUGUGCUUGUUACUUCAUAAAGUAGUUUAUGUGGCCAUAGUUGCUGAUAAUUGAGCCUCAACUUUUUAUAGUUCUUGGAAUUUGAUCAACCUUCAUCAUUCAAGUAAAUCAGCGGGAGGUAUGCAAGUGUGGUUGUUCAUAAAGUUUUUAGUUGCUUUUGUGGUAAAAUGCCCUAAAUUAUCUUAUUUCUUCAGCAUAAUAUGAAGAAUCUCAGGUGAAGAACUGUAAAUGUAACUCCUGGUUAAUAGUGAUCUGCAUUGCCUCAUGUUAGAAUGUUGUUAUGCUUUGCCAAAUGAUGUCACAAUUAUUGUCUUUUUAAUGGUUUAAAAAUAAUAAAUACGAUAAUAUAAUUUAAUA
Messenger RNA from Leucoraja erinaceus (little skate), 2836 nucleotides. RefSeq names its product IKBKB interacting protein (gene ikbip). Bases 991 to 1941 code for a protein of 316 amino acids. The transcript is spliced from 3 exons. Lineage: Eukaryota; Metazoa; Chordata; Chondrichthyes; Rajiformes; Rajidae. The record is from RefSeq and is a predicted model, not a curated record.